AAAUCGUUCGCUUAUAUACAAACAGCAAAAAAUCAAAACUAUUAUCUUUUCAAGAGGAUGGUUGGAUGAUAUUUAAUAUGCAACAGAUUGGAUAUUAUCGCGUUAACUAUGAUGAUGAGAAUUGGCGAAGAAUAACAAAUUAUCUAAACUCUGUUAAUUACAUGAAUAUUCAUGUUCUUAAUCGUGCGCAAAUUAUCGAUGAUACAUUUCAUUUAAUGAUAGCAGGGCAACUCAAUUCCUCUAUAUUCUGGAAUAUUACAUUCUAUUUGCAUCAAGAAGAAGAUUAUAUAGCAUGGUAUCCUAUGUUUAAAGCUCUGGAACACAUGUUUAAUACUUUUCCUGUAGAACUGUCGGAACAAAAAGUGGUGAUAAAAAUAAGAAACAUAUUAAACUCGGUACUUAGAAGAUUCAAUUAUCAAGAAAUUGAUGCUAGUGACGACCUUAGAAAAUGUUUACGACAAGAAGCUGCAAGAUGGGCAUGCUUUCUCGGUGACUUUACUUGUAAGAAACAUGCCAACAAUAUAUUAAAACAACAUAUCAUAAAACCUAAAACACACAGAUUUUUGCCAUGGUGGAAGGAAUGGACAUAUUGUAAAGGAUUGAUGAUGAUAACUACCAAAAAUGAGAUCUUUUGGCAAUCAGUGUAUUAUAUAGGAUGGAAAAAAAAGGACACUAAAUUUUUAGAAUACUUGGCUUGCCCUGAAGAUACUGAUGUCAUCACCAAUUAUUUAAGAUAUAUACACAAAUCUACAGAACAGGAAUAUCAAUAUCUUUGUAACAGUUUCUUAUAUAUUAUUACAAAGCAUGCGAAGAAUCAAAUUAUACUGAAGUACAUAUUAGAUCAUUUUAACGACAUAAAACCAAAACAUGUUGGUAUAAACGCAGCAUUA
Molecule: messenger RNA, 890 nt
Organism: Nylanderia fulva
Lineage: Eukaryota; Metazoa; Arthropoda; Insecta; Hymenoptera; Formicidae
Source: RefSeq, a predicted model, not a curated record